Molecule: messenger RNA, 1055 nt
Organism: Ornithodoros turicata
Lineage: Eukaryota; Metazoa; Arthropoda; Arachnida; Ixodida; Argasidae
Product: chymotrypsinogen A-like
Exons: 7
Coding region: 93-887 (264 amino acids)
Biological process (GO): proteolysis
Molecular function (GO): serine-type endopeptidase activity
Source: RefSeq, a predicted model, not a curated record
GUGCUAUACUUUUGUUGUACUGCAACACACGCCGCCACACCGCUGUUGGCCUCAGUACUGAUCGAUAUCCAAUUCCGGGAGAAUUUAGGGUCAUGCCGGGAUACUUGCUGUGGAGCUUCUUGGGAUCCAUCCUCUAUAUUGUAUCUGGUACAGAAACCGAUCCUUGGUGCAGUACAAGUUGGGACGAAUUCAUCGUAGGUGGCAGAAAUGCGACACCAGGGGAAUUUCCUUGGCACGUACGUCUGGACUUUAUUCAUGAUGUCGGCUUGCGGUGCGGUGGAGCACUUAUCGCGUCUGACAUCGUUGUUACUGCGGCGCAUUGUGUAACCAAGUUCGAAAUGUCAACUCUCCGGGUUGUCGGUGGAGUCGAGUGGUCUGACCCUCCCAGUAGCACGCAGACACGGAAGGUAAAAAACAUCAAGGUACACGAAGAUUUCCAGGAUCCGCCUCUUUACGACAUCGCUUUGCUGAAACUAGAUGAACCAUUCGACAUUCUAGCGAGUAAUUGCACCAUUGGCUCAAUUUCACUCCCGGAAAAAGACUACAGGAUCGAGGGCGACGUCUUCGUCACAGGAUCGGGCCUCGACGAAAACUACAGGUACCCUCCUACAUUGCAAGUCGUCUCUCUCCCAGUCACUAGUCCGCAAUGGAAAUGCAUCGCGUGCCCUAUCAGGAAGCGCCUGGUCUUCUGCGCUGGAGCGACUGGUAAAGACACGUGCAGAGAUGACUCGGGGGAUCCAGCUAUCCAGUAUCCUGAAGGAAACCCUGUUCUUGUUGGAAUUACAUCCACUGGUCCCAGAAACUGUGGGGACGGCACUCCCGCAAAGUACGUUAGGGUGUCUGCGUUCCUCGACUGGAUAGCACAUAACAAAGGAGUGCUCAACUAGUAAGAAAAGAAAACGCUCUUUCGUGAUUUCCUUCUCAAGCCUCGGCCUUCAAUGGCCACGAGAGAGAAGGAAUACCUUGAGCAAGCGGUCAGAAAGAACUAGGGGUUGAUACAAAGUGCUUCUGAAUGUUGCGAUUCCUGUGUGAGAAUCCGCAGUCCAAUAAAAGGU